Messenger RNA from Saprolegnia parasitica CBS 223.65, 1431 nucleotides. RefSeq lists its product as hypothetical. The transcript is spliced from 2 exons. The record is from RefSeq and is a predicted model, not a curated record. Gene Ontology annotation, molecular function: lipid binding; metal ion binding. Bases 1 to 1431 code for a protein of 476 amino acids. Lineage: Eukaryota; Oomycota; Saprolegniomycetes; Saprolegniales; Saprolegniaceae.
AUGACCAAGGCAAGGAAGGUGCCCGCUGCGUAUCCGCGCUUCGAGAGUCCGCCGCUGGAGCCUGCGGACGAGCUGCAUCUCAUUCAGACGGCCUUGCAGUCACUCACAGACCUCGUCCGCAGCUCCCGCCUCGAAGGAGGCCCGAUCUUGUGGUCGCUCGACUCGGACGUGGACGGCGUACGCAUUUUUACAGGCAUCGACCCUCUAGCACCGCCCAAUGUCAACAUUACGCUAUGCGGCGUCAUGGAGCUUCAAGGCACGCUUGUCGAAGCCGCAUCGCUCUUUGAGCUCGACUCGACCGAGGCCGUCCGUCAGUAUCGUUCGCGCUUCUCCAAGGAUAUUGCCGACUACGCGUCAUUGUAUACACUAGCGCCGCGGACUCUGGAGCACCCGCGCAACUAUAUUGGCGUCAAGUGGCUCGCGCUCAGCAUGCCGAGCCCGAUAGUAAAGGACCGGGACUAUUGUCUCCUUGAGUGCCAAGACGAUUUUACGCUUAACGGUGUUCGCGGCUGGGCGCGCAGCUUCAACUCUAUCCAACUGCCCUCUUGUCCUCCCUUCCCGGGCCUCGUGCGCGCAACCUUGUUUCGCGCGGGAUACGUCUUCUUCGAGAGCACGAUGCCGGGCCUCUUGAAGUGCGUCCAUGUCAUUCAAACGGACCUCGCGGGCGCGCUCCCGACGUGGCUUGUGCGUACCGCCAUGAAGCGCCGCGUGAGAAACAUCGUCGAGAUCGACACGUUCCUCCGGCAACUCCGACUCAACGUCUCUGCAAGCCUCACCGACGACCAGCUCGUGCCGCUUUCGAUGCGCCGCAGCUGCUUUCUCUGCGGCACAAAGUUCUCUCCUUUCGUCGCCAAGCGGCAGUGCCGAAAGUGCGGCGAAGUCGUUUGCAAGCACUGCAGCAAGCAUUGGGAGCUGCGUGGUACAUGCGUCCGCGUGUGUCACAAGUGUGCGGCUGGCGCUGGGAUCGACUUGCCGCCAAUGCCCAUGCCCACAGUCGCCAACGAGGCCCCCUUCCAGAUCUACACUUGCGACGACGCAAAGCAGCAGCACCGCCGACCAUUGCCGAGAGCGUUCUCGACCCAGGAGCGUGACGCGGCCUCGCGGCCACCGCCAGAGCGUCAGCUAUCGUGGCCCGACGACCGGCCGGCGCCAGACCCGUUUCAACACCGCGACAUACCAGUGCGUCGCGGGAGGUACUACACGAUGCCGCACUUUAAUGCAGCAACAGAUCGCCCGCCGGAGUCGACGCAUGGGCCGUUACGUGGGGCCUUGCGUGGGCAGCACCAUGCGACAGAUGCUUUUCAAGAGUCGCGAGUAACACAUCCUAGCGGUGCCGUCUUGGACGUGAGCCAACUCGAUGCGACCCCGGCGCAGCUACGGCAAUUGCUUGCACAGCUUAGGGCCCUGGGCGUCGACGACGAACGCCAGUAG